Molecule: messenger RNA, 3135 nt
Organism: Epithele typhae
Lineage: Eukaryota; Fungi; Basidiomycota; Agaricomycetes; Polyporales; Epitheliaceae
Product: kinesin-domain-containing protein
Exons: 5
Coding region: 1-3135 (1044 amino acids)
Biological process (GO): microtubule-based movement; microtubule depolymerization; mitotic sister chromatid segregation
Cellular component (GO): nucleus; kinesin complex; mitotic spindle astral microtubule
Molecular function (GO): plus-end-directed microtubule motor activity; ATP hydrolysis activity; microtubule binding
Source: RefSeq, a predicted model, not a curated record
AUGGUCGGCCCCGCGGACUCCAUCACUGUCGCAGUCCGGGUGCGCCCUCCUACCACAUCCGAGGCCGCAAGGUUGCCUCAGCAAGUCUACGACGCAUGCAUUCGGGGCGACGGCGCCCUCUCUGCACCUGGCCGCGUCGCCAACACAUCAACGCUCCGCGAAAUCAUCCAGGUCGUCGACGACCGCGUCCUCACAUUCGAUCCGGUGGAGAGGGACCAGGCAAGGGCGUUCUUCGAGAGGGGCUUCGUUCCGCCCGGCACGAAGCGCUACAAGGACCGGAGGUUCAUCUUUGACCGCGUAUUCCGGCACGACGCUUCCCAGGCGGACGUGUACGGGGCGACUGCGCGGCCGCUGCUGAAGAACCUCCUUGACGGGUUCAACACGACGAUAUUUGCUUACGGAGCCACCGGCUGCGGCAAGACGCACACAAUCAGCGGCACCGACACCGAUCCUGGGAUCAUCUACCUCACCAUGGCAGACCUGUUCCAGGACAUCGACGACCGACGAGAAGACUACAACGUCGACGUCGUAGUCACCUUCCUCGAGAUCUACAACGAGGAGAUCCGCGACCUCCUCGCCGACCCAAGCAAUCCCUCUCCCCGCGGCGGCCUGCAGAUUCGGGAGGACAAGGCGGUGAAGGUCGUCGGGUUGACGGAGCUGCGGCCAUCGAAUGCGGCGGAGGUCAAGGAGAUCGUCCUGCUCGGAAACUCGCGCCGCACCCAAAGCCCGACGCACGCGAACGAAACCAGCUCCCGGUCGCACGCCGUGCUCCAAGUUCACAUCACGCAGUCGCCCCACACCGCGUCGCUCACGGAGCAGAAGACGAUGGCGACGCUCUCGAUCAUCGACCUGGCCGGCAGCGAGCGCGCGGCCGCGACGACGAACAUGGGCAAGCGCAUGGUCGAGGGCGCGAACAUCAACAAGUCCCUCCUCGCGCUCGGGAACUGCAUCAACGCGCUCUGCGAGAGCGGCGGCGCGAUCCGCCACGUGCCGUACCGGAACAGCAAGCUCACCCGCCUCCUCAAGUUCUCGCUCGGGGGGAACUGCAAGACGGUGAUGAUCGUCUGCGUCGCGCCGACGAGCAUCCACUUUGACGACACGCACAACACCCUCAUCUACGCCGAGCGCGCGACGAGGAUCAAGACGAAGGUCGUCACCCGCAACGUCGUCAACGUCGACCGCCACGUCGGGCAGUACGUCGAGGCGAUCAACCGCCUCAACCUCGAGGUCGCCGAGCUCAAGGAGAAGCUCGCCGGCCGACGCGACGCCGAGCGCGACGCCGAGAAGCGCAAGCGCCGCGAGGCCGUCCUCGAGGUCGAGAAGGCGAAGAGCGACCUGCAGCUCAAGGCGGAGCAGAUGCAGCCCUCGAUCGCGGACGGCGCGACGUGCGCUGGCAAGCUCGCCGUCGCCGAAGCGAAGCUCAAGGUCAUCCGCGCCCGCCUCAUCGAGCUCGACACCCAGUCCGCGGACCCGUCCGCGCCGCUCCCGCCCGACCUCGCCACCGAGCGCACCCUCCUCCAGGCGCUCGCGGGCCCGGAGGAGCAGGCGCUCCGCGCGGAGAGCGCGCUGAACGUGCGUGUCCAGCGCGCGAGCAACUCCGGGGCGCUCUUCGACGCCACGCUCCGCGCGAUGCAGGAGCGGCGCUCGUCGGAUCAGCUCGACGAGGUCUCGCUCGACAACGUGAAGCUCACCGCCCGCGUGCGCAAGUCAGAAAUGGAGCAGGCCAAGGCCGAGGCGCAGACCGCGGCCCUCCGGGAGGGCGUCACGGCGCAGACGGAGGCGCUCGUGGGCCUCAUCGGCCUCGUCGGGCGCUGCACCGUCAUGCUCGGAGAGGCGAGCCGCGGCCUCGGCGAGACGGCGCAGAGCCUGGGCGCGUCCCUCAAGAGCGUCGCGGACGGGAACGACGCCGCGUUCCAGGCGCUCCUCGGGCACUCGAUCGCGUCGUACACCGUCGCGCCCGCGCCGCGCGCGUCCGCGCUCAACAGCUUCAAGGGCUUCGGCAGCCUCGGCGUGCAGCGCGUCGUGUCGAACCCGACGGCGUCCCCGCAGGCGAAGACGAAGCUCGCGCGGCGGUCGUCGUCGUACGGCGCGUCGGGCGUCGGCGGGUCCCCGCUCCGCAAGGCGCACAAAAGCCCGCGGAAGUCGCUCCGGUCGAGCCUCGCGCCCGCAGUGCCGUACCGGCGCGUGUCGGACAAGGACAAGGGCGCGAAGAAGAAGGGCGUGCAGUGGCGCGACUACGCCGGCCAGGGCGAGCUCGACGACGGGGGUGAGGCGCCGAUGGCCGGCGUCGUCAUCUCUGUCACGCCGGCGGAGGAGAUCAGCUCCGCGUCGUUCUCCAUGCCGUCUUCGUCGUCGUCGCAGCUCCCCGUGUCGACCUCCUUGCAGCGCCCAAUGUCGGCGGCCGGGUCGGAGAGCGAGUGGGAAGACGAGAAGACGGACAACAGCCUCGACCUCAGCGUCUCCUCCUCCGCCUCAUCAUCCGCCACCGCCCUGCUCCGGGGCGCGCACGGCCGACGCCCCCGCGCAAGCCGCCUAGACCCCAGCUUCCUCAAGACGCGGUCUCGCACCUCCGCGCUCGGCAGCCUCGCCGAGGACGACGAAGAGAACCGGGUCGCGCUCGGCUCCCCGCGCCGCGCCUCCCCGCUCACGGACCGCAGCCUGAACCGCGCCCCGUCGCCCUCGGAGAGUCGAGCGCAUCCUCGUCGAACGGCAAGCAGCGCGAGCGCCACCACCACCACCAUCACGCCAGCCCGGGCAAGCGCGCGCCGACGACGCCAAGGCCGGCGGCGGCUCGAGCAAGGCGGCCGGCGGCGGUCGAACAUCGGGCCCAUGCGCAGCGAGCGCCCGCGGCGGCGGUCGAGCAUGAUCCCCCAGCUCUCGCCGCAGGCGCGCGCGUCUCUCGGCGGCGGUGGCGGGAUUGGUGUCGGCGGCGCGGGGGUCGGGGGCGGCAAGAGCGGGGGCGCGCGGCGGGUCGCGCUCGGGAACUCGCCCGCGAAGCGGCCGAAGCGGAUGAGCCUGCUCGCGGUGUCGUCGGCGCGGCUGAAGGCGGUCGCGGCCGUGGACCCGAACGCGAGCAUGGACGCGAGCUUCCGGAGCGGGAGCGCGGCGGGCGGGUCGCGGCCGACCUGGCGGUGA